AUGGAAAGCAUCAGAAAUUUAAAGAAGUCCUUUGAAUCUAAGUAUAUCAAACCCAAUCAAAAAGGGGAAGAAAAAGUACCGUCGAAUGAAGGGACAAAUGGUGAUCAUGCCAUAAAUUCAAAAAAAAAUGGUAUCGAUGAAUCGAAUGAAAAUGAUAAAGUAAAAACGAAUAAUAAAAGGAUACUUGAUAAUGAACAUAAUGAAGACGAUGAUGAAGGAAAAUUAUGUCAUAAAAAACAAAAAACAGAAGAAAAUAGUUAUACAAAUGGACUUGAAUUAAACAUAUACAAUGAAUUCAAUAAUGUGAUUUUAAAAGAUAAUAAAAAUAACCUAAAGUUAUAUAUUAAAAAAAUAAGGAAACAUUUUAAUUCUUACUGGAAAGAAUGUGAAUAUCAAUUAAAAAUGUUAAAAACAUAUUAUAUAGAGAAUGAAAAUUUGAUCAAAGAAAUCGUCGAUGAAAAUAAUAAUAUGAUUACAAGUAUUACGAAUAACGAAGAUUUAAAGAUAGAUGAUAAAACACAUGAUGAAAUAAAAAUGGAGAAAAAGAGAAAAAUUUUAAAUAAUAUAAUGAAUAUAAAAAUGACAUAUAGAUUUAUUGAAAUGUAUUUAUUUUCUAUGAGACAAUUUUGUAAUUUAUUAAAAGAAAACAACAACUUCAUUUCUCUAAUAUUAGAUGAAGAAGCUGUCGAAAAAUCUAACUAUGAACAAAUAAUUGGAAAUUUACUUAAUUUCCAAACUACAAAUUAUGAGGAUUUAAAAGAGUUUUUUUUACAAAAAAAAUUGUUACAUAUUAAUAAUUUUUUAAAAGAUCCAAAAAAUAAAGACAAAACACUUUCAAAACAAAAACUUUCGUAUCUUUAUACUCUGAAAUGCAUAGAGGAAGAGAUUAGUGAACGUGUUAAAGCAAAAGACGAAUUAAAAGCCUUAAUAACAACAAGUAAAGAAUAUACUAAUGAAUUUAACAAACAAAAUAAAAGAAAAGUUGCAUCUUCUAAUAAAUUAUCAUUAUUUAAAGAAGAUAUUAAAUGUUUAUUAGACAAAUAUAACUUUUUAGAUAAAGGUGGAUCAGAAUAUUUGUUAACUAUAUACUCUAAACUUAUUAAUGCACAAAAUGAAUUAAAUACCAAUGAUAUACCAAUUUCAAAUAAUAAAAACACACUUAAUUUUAUGUUUGACUUUAAAGAAUCUAAAAAUUACAAUGAAAUUUUUACAUAUGUGAAAUAUAAUGUUAUACAAAAUCUUAGAACGAUGCCAGAUGAUGCCAAUGAAAAUAUAUUGGCUAAGAAAGACCUUGUUCAUAUGAAAUAUAUAACAAUAAAUUUUCAUGCCAAAGAUAAUUUUGAUGUUUCAAUUUUACCCGAUCCAACAUAUCUUAAUUAUUUUAAUGUGAAAAUAAAUAUAUUCCACUUAUAUGAUGCAGACUGUUUAGUAGCAAAAAUCGAUCCUAUUGAAUUUAUAGGAUUAAUGAAUGGACAUAAAUAUUUAUCAGAUAUAUAUAACGAUCAUGAUCAUUUAAUUUUAUUUUCUAACAAUAUAAACGAUUUUCAUAACUUUAAAUAUGGAUUUCCUUUUUUUUGGGUGAACGCUCUGGGUGAAAGAAAAAUGAAUAAUAUAAAUACUUCCAAUGAAAAAACAAAAAAUACAGGAUCAGAGAAAAAAGGAGAAUCCUCUAGUUCUUCCAAUAAAAAUACUAAUAACCAUGAGAAGUCAAAAAAUGAUAAAAAUGAUAAAAAUAAUAAAAGAAAAUUGUCAGAAAUAUAUAACUGGCAUUUGGAUAGAAGCUUGGACUUAUCUCUUUUAUUCUCGAAAUUAUUUACACGAAUUUUAUUUAGGAUGUGGGAUAUGUGGCAACUGAACCAUUACAAAUCUCACCCUAAUACAUUUCCCUCAUUUUCUGUUGAAAGACAUUUGGAAGCCUUAAAAAAAAUUCAGUCAGUUUCGCUGCAACAAAUAUCAACUUUUGAAAUCAUAACUGAAGAAUCAUAUUUGAAAAAUGAAAAGGAAAAUAAAAAUAUGUCUGGGAAAGAUAAUAUAUACGCCUACUGUUUUAUUGAGUUAUGCGAUUCUUAUACGAUUAAGUCGUAUAUAUGUGUUCCCUUUAAUGGAAAGGAACCGAAUUUUAGUGUAUUUUUAACAAAAAAAAAUAAUUCCAAAAGGCUGAAUAAAUUACAAGAUUAUUUGAACACGACUGUUGUAAAUAAACAUUCCAAAAUUGAGGAUACCCAAAGACAAAUCAUUUUUACAUUGCAACUGGCAAAAUUAAGGGAGGGUGCCCAUAAAUAUCAUAAAUCAUUUAGCAAAAAUUCAACAUCGACAUUCGAUGAAGAAGUAAAUUAA
Molecule: messenger RNA, 2337 nt
Organism: Plasmodium vinckei vinckei
Lineage: Eukaryota; Apicomplexa; Aconoidasida; Haemosporida; Plasmodiidae
Product: conserved Plasmodium protein, unknown function
Exons: 7
Coding region: 1-2337 (778 amino acids)
Source: RefSeq, a predicted model, not a curated record